AUGGACAGUGUUGGUUCUGUUACCUCACGAGCUGCUUCCACCAUCGGCGAUACUCCUUUGACGGCAUCAGAAACUAGCGGCAGCAACGAUUCCCGCAGGCAUAGCAGGUCAAGUCUUGCCGAUGAGAGCUACAGCAGUCUUCCGACGAUGGAUACCACUGACUCGGAUCACACAUUACCAUCCCAACUUCAAACCACGGGCCAGGGCAAGCUCUCGUCAGAAGACUUUGUCGAGCUUACUCGCAUAUCUCGGAAGAAGGAAGCCAUCGAGCAUCACAUCGAAAAUCUGCAGAGCUGGUCGCCAUGGGACCCUUUUCGGAACGUUUCGUCCUACUCACCGGACGCAGAUGUCCUGCAGCGUAGCAAAGAGACCUUAGCCACUUUGAGCAGCGACCUCCAUGACCGUCAAGACCAAUGUCGGCGACUCGAAGACGACGUGCAGCAUUUCAAUUUGCAGGAGAUGAAGCGCUUGCGUACCGUGGCCAAAGCCGUCUCAAAGCGCCACCUUUCUGGACCCGACACCGACCUCCUCGAAUUAGCUUUGGAGACAGUAUAUGCCUUGGACAAGCUGCUUCGUCUCUUGCGUGAGCAGCGGACACAGCAUGAUCUCACACAGCUCCGCCUUCAGUGGGAGCAUAUUGUCUGUUUCAGCUGGCAAGACGUCAUCGUCCUGCGACGCGACAUCGAAGCGUUCGAACACAAGUGCAAGGCCUUGAUGUCUCCUCGGCAUGAUUCGAACAUCUCAUCAGCUCCAGACGACACCAAUGUGCAAACGAGCCUCGAAGCGGAGAAAGCAAAAGAUGCGCCAUCAACCUCAAGGAUGAGACGUGCGGCCUCGCUCAGUCAUUCUUCGUGGAAGCUGGCGGCCGAGUCGGUCAAGCUGGAGUCCUCACGUCUAGUCCUCCGCAUUCGAAGCUUCGAUUCGGAAAAGGUUCGACCCGCUGGCAGACUUCUCGAUCUUCUCAUCGACCAGAGACAAAUCCCAGAGAAGAUGAUCGAUGAACAGGAGAAGCUUGAAGACGCACUUCCACAGCCAUCGACGAUUGAGGCCAGGUCCUUACAGGUCUCGGCAAGCCUUGGUCUCGUCAGGACUCCUACACCAGAAGCCCCAGAGGGCGACCCUUCACCAAUACAAGAGGCUAAGAUUGAACCUCUUCCACAUACCAUCGGAAAGCAAACCGGAAAUGGUAGCACACGCGAGGUGGCGAAUGGUGGUGUGCUUGCAAAACACCCGUCUCGGAGUGUUAAAGCUGCAAGCCGCUCUCGCAAAAGCUCUUCCUCGAGCUUGGUUGCUACGCCAUCAAAGCAAUUCAUCAAUCGAUAUUGCUCGGAUCCCCGAGAUGUGCUUGAUGUAGCGAUCGGCAACAUUGUCAAUCGCUUACCCAUGUCAGUCUCGAUCAGAUCUGCCAAGCUCGGCGACAGCGCUCUCCCUCCUCGCUCCAGCAAAGUAGAUGCUCUCUGCGGCCAGUACUUGAUUGGCGAUCCAGAACCUCGCUUGUGCUUUUGUCGCAUUCUUCCGUCGAGCAUGGUAAUGGUCAGAGUCGGAGGGGGCUGGCAGGGGCUUUCCGAAUUUCUCACUCAGCACUACACCCACCUCAGCGCCCGUGGAUGGGAUAGCGACGCCGAACUGCUGAAUGCGAUCACGAGAAAGUCAGGACAGAAUCUCGUGUGGUCGCGUUCCGCUUCUGGUCCAGUCGAAUCCCCACGCCUCCGAUCGAAAUCUUCUUUUGGAUCGCUCAAGUCGCGAGAGCCUAUAAUGAAGAAGAUCACGAGUCCGACGCCCUCGAAGGACCAUGCAUCCCACCAUAUACCCCAAGCUACCCGCGCACAGGAGAAUGCGGCUGAGUUCAGGGAACUGACCAUAGCUACUCCAUCUAAAACCUCUACACUUUCAACUAGCGGAUCUAGUUCGUCCAUAGUCAUCCAUUCACCUUCGCCCUCCAGGUGA
Ustilago hordei is the source of this 1947-nucleotide messenger RNA. RefSeq lists its product as uncharacterized. Bases 1 to 1947 code for a protein of 648 amino acids. Gene Ontology annotation, molecular function: microtubule binding. Lineage: Eukaryota; Fungi; Basidiomycota; Ustilaginomycetes; Ustilaginales; Ustilaginaceae. The record is from RefSeq and is a predicted model, not a curated record. The transcript has a single exon.